AUGCCCAGCCGAGACUGCCCUUCGAGCUGUGGCCACUUCUGCAAUAGAAAGCAGUACCAUCCACCAAGUCUGUCUCAGAGAAAGAAGGGUUAUGUGCUCUCUCUGGUCUGUCCGAACUCGUCCAGGGCCUGGUGUGAGAUCACGAAUGUGUCCCAGCUGGUGGUUGCUCCUGCCGUCUACACAGAUCUGAAUUCAAGCCUAACCAACUUGAGCAUUUCUGCACACACGGAAAACAAGUACAGUCUUUAUGUGGGCUUGGCACUGGCAGUAAGCUCCAGCAUAUUUAUUGGCUCCAGCUUCAUAUUGAAGAAGAAGGGACUCUUGCAACUGGCCCACAAGGGCGUGACUAGAGCAGGGCAAGGUGGGCAUUCCUAUCUCAAAGAAUGGAUUUGGUGGGCAGGAUUACUCUCAAUGGGAAGGGGAAAAAGUAUGCUGGUGUCUCAUGCAUUUAAGAUCUCUACCCUAGUAACUGCUGUUGGUUUUUUUCCUUCUCCUAACAGUGCAAUUUUGUCUUCCUAUUUUUUAAAUGAACACCUGAAUAUUCAUGGGAAAAUAGGCUGCAUAUUAAGUAUACUGGGGUCAACUGUGAUGGUUAUCCAUGCCCCUCAAGAAGAAGAAGUUGCUUCUUUGAACGAAAUGGAAAUGAAAUUGAGAGAUCCAGGUCUGUAG
Messenger RNA from Echinops telfairi (small Madagascar hedgehog), 669 nucleotides. It is a transcript of the gene NIPAL1, whose product is annotated as NIPA like domain containing 1. The transcript has 6 exons. The record is from RefSeq and is a predicted model, not a curated record. Lineage: Eukaryota; Metazoa; Chordata; Mammalia; Afrosoricida; Tenrecidae. Gene Ontology annotation, biological process: magnesium ion transport. Gene Ontology annotation, cellular component: membrane. Gene Ontology annotation, molecular function: magnesium ion transmembrane transporter activity. The coding region runs from base 1 to 669 and encodes 222 amino acids.